Molecule: messenger RNA, 1500 nt
Organism: Xenopus laevis (African clawed frog)
Lineage: Eukaryota; Metazoa; Chordata; Amphibia; Anura; Pipidae
Gene: hyi.L
Product: hydroxypyruvate isomerase (putative) L homeolog
Exons: 8
Coding region: 196-1038 (280 amino acids)
Biological process (GO): glyoxylate metabolic process
Molecular function (GO): hydroxypyruvate isomerase activity
Source: RefSeq, a predicted model, not a curated record
GUGUUAUUGGUCACAAGCAGACUUCUUACAUUCUAGUGAAGUUACGCGGCCGUGUCCCUGCGCUCAGCCCUGUAAUUGCACAAUCCCGCCUGUCACCUGCUCUUGGCCUAACAGUGGGCGUAUCCUCGGUCUCGCUUUCCCACCUCCCCCGGGCCGCAGUACCACAACGUUAGUGAAGUUUCCCUGGUGAACGCCAUGCGUUUCUCGGCCAACAUCUCGUGGCUGUUUCCGGAGGUGCCUGAUUUUCCGGGCCGUAUUAAAGCUGCGUCUCAAAGCGGCUUCCGAGCGGUUGAAGUGGCCUGGCCCUACGCUACGGACCGGACUCUUUUUAAGGCCGCCCUAAACACUCACCGUAUGAGCCUGGUCCUACUCAAUACCCCGCCAGGUAACAUAGAAGCUGGUGAACUUGGCCUUGCUGCUGUGCCUGGCAGGCAAGAUGAAUUCCGAACAGGCCUUAAUGAAGCCGUCAGCUGGGCCAGUGACUUAGGAUGUGACAGAAUUCAUAUCAUGGCAGGACGAGUGCCACUGGGUUUGGAACAUCAGUUUAUUGAGAAAGAGAUGGAGGAGACAUUUAUUGAAAACCUCCAGUAUGCAGCAGACAUCCUUGGCCAGGCUGGGAUGGUGGGAUUGCUGGAACCCAUAAACUCCCUUAUCACUGAACCUCGCUAUUUCCUGAACACACCUCAACACGUUUGCUAUUUCUUAGCUGCCUCAAUACUGCAAAAAGUGAAAAGACCAAAUUUAAAGCUUCAGAUGGACCUGUACCAUUGGCAGAUCAUGGGCGGUAACCUAACACAGAAUAUUAAGACUUAUUUUCCUUUGAUUGGUCAUGUACAGAUAGCACAAAUUCCUCAUCGAAAUGAGCCAGACAGCCCUGGAGAGCUGAACUUCAUGUAUCUAUUUGACCUACUUCAGGAUCUUGGAUACCAGGGAUAUGUAGGCUGUGAAUAUAAACCUCAGGGUGACACAGUGAAAGGACUUGGCUGGAUGGAAAAGUAUCUCAAGAAUUGUGAUGGUGAUGAAGACAAAACAAAAUAAAGUAUCCAGGAUUAAUUCCCAGAAGACAAAUGCAGCAGCAGAGCCAAACACCGUUGCAUUUUCAGCUGUGCUAAUGCCCAAUAGACACACACAUAUAAACUGUUUGUAAAAAUUUUGUACAUUUCAUUUUGUUCAUUUUGCUGUCCUAAAUCAUGAAUAAUAAUAAUAAUAAUAAUAAAAGUUCCACUGAUAAAAAAAACACUAAAUAUGAGAGUAUUUAGACCAGUUCUGCCCAAAUUUGCCACGCUACGGGCUAAUUAUCCUUUAUUCCACAUGUUUUGGGAGCCCAAUGAUUCUAAAACAAUGUUAUACUAAUAGGCCUAUGUAUAACCAUGCUGAAGUUCAUAAAUAUCACCUAGGGACCCAUAAUUGGUUUGUCAGAGUUAUUAUUUUCAUUUUUGGUUCUAUAAACUUGCUGUAAAUAUAGCUGUCUAAGAUUCAAUAAAUAUAUGCCUUACAGCA